Glycine soja is the source of this 1669-nucleotide messenger RNA. RefSeq lists its product as uncharacterized. Bases 285 to 1304 code for a protein of 339 amino acids. The record is from RefSeq and is a predicted model, not a curated record. NCBI's taxonomy places the organism in Eukaryota, Viridiplantae, Streptophyta, Magnoliopsida, Fabales, Fabaceae. The transcript is spliced from 5 exons.
UCCCGUGUUCCAAAUCCCAAACACUGGUGUUUUCUCCCCUCCUUAAAAAGCUGUCGCUUGCUAACUUCCUUAAAACACCACCUUUUUAAAACCUUCUUAGUGCCAUAUGGGGGGCGCACAAAACACACACAACACUAUCACACUCUGCUUCCCUUAUCAAAGUAAUCAUUGAAUCCCCUCCAGCCAGAGACAACCAUACUCGCAACUCAUUAAAGCCCCACCUUACCUAUCUGAUCAUUAUCCUCCAAGAAAAUUAUAACCACAACACCACCUUUAUCAUAUUCAUGGCUAUUAACUCAUCGAUACCUUUUCAGCAUCAGUUCCUCCAUGACGAACGGGGCGAACAUAUUCUUCCACCAAUACCAAUACCAUCACGUGACCCCAAUCACACCAACUGCAACAACAACAACAACAACAUUAGCGGACAUGAUUUAAAGCCACCGGAGCUGCUCAUUCCCGUCCCAAAUAUGCCUCACUUCAUGCCUCAAGACAACACCAAAUUCGAUUCCUCAAGCAUUGGUUCUGACCAUCUGGAAUCGCUAUGGGAUUCAGUUAGUUCGCCCCAGUCAACGCUCUCGUCAACUUUGAUCUCAAUUCAGGGUAGUUCUGAAGAUUCUUCUCAGGAACCAUCGCCUAAUAGCUAUGACUUUUGUUGGAACAGCACCUACGAUGUGGUGGAGAUGUUAGAGAAGAUGAAGCUUGACGAAAGGGACAGUUCCAAAUACAAUCCUGGUUAUGGGAAUCACAGGUUGGAGAUCUCAAACGUUGGAGCCUGCUCUCUCCUUCAUGAACAAAUUCAAGCAAUUCAAUUGUCUCGGGUCAGGCAAGAGCAGAUUCUGUCUGAGAAGCAUAAACUAACUGCAUACAGAGGAAAAAAUCAUGGGCAGAUAUCACAGCAAUUUCAGAAGAAAGUUAAAGGGAUUGAUGAUGGGUGUGAUAAAGGAUGGAGGACUCGUCCACCGUGGCACAAUCGUUCACACCAGCAAGCUGGUUCAAGAGGCAAGUCUUGUGGAACUGGUGUUUUCUUGCCAUGUGGCAGAACAAGUGCACCGUUGGAGUCACGUAAGAGACCAGAUAAAGGAUGCUCCACAGUUCUUAUACCAGCUAGAGUAGUACAGGCUUUGCAACUCCACUUUGAGCAAAGGGCUGCCACGUCUGGGCCUAAACCUGGCGGCUUCCCUCCCCUACAUGAUGUUUUAGUGAGUAACAGGGAUGGCAUGUAUUCAUUACAAAAGCGCCAAUCACGCUACAAACCGGCACAUAUCCAGAAUGAGAUGAUUCUGCCUCAAGAAUGGACCUAUUGAAAUCGCUGUGCAAACCUUAGAGGGGUCUCAUUUUAGUUUUAACACAUUCAUGAUAUAUAAGUUGUCUUGGCAAUUUCUGCCAGAACAGGAGAAAGAAAAAAAAAAAAAGGUUGCAGAGGAAUAAAUAAACCCAACUCCCAAUUCAUAUUUCAGACUGGGUCAAUAUAUGGGGAAUUCUUUUACAUAGAUUGAAUGUCGAGUCAAUAAUGAUAUUAUGGAUUACAAAUAUAGUCUUAAUUGUUUUGUGCUUUGCUUCUCCCUUUUUGGGAAUAAGUCUAAUAGUCUAUAUAGUUCUCAACGAUCGAGGAUCAUACAGAAAAAUAAUAAUAAAAUCUUGUAUAGAAGCGGACCAAUUAAUAUUCUCA